GAUAACAUUUGGACUGGGGAGUAGCUUUUUUCCAAAUCCCAAGCCCCAGCCUCAGCCUCAGCCCCUGCCCCAACUUUGCUUUUUCUGGGCCACCGUCUGAACAGACAUGCAAGACACGGCCUUUGUCCCCCCAGCCUCAGAUUCCACCAUCUAGCCUCUCUCUCAUCAUCUUCUUCUUCUUCUUUUUCUUCUCUCUUUUUGCAGAACACAACGCCUCCUUCAGUCGCCAUUGCCCUGACAUAAAGCGCUACAAACCAAACCAACCCAACAACAGCAAACCCCCCCCAAAUCUUAUUUGUCUUCAUAUUCCCGUCUCUCUCUUUUUGUUUCCCACGCCCAUCUUCCCAGUUCUUGUCCCUUCUCCUUGUUCGUUCCCAGAUGAAGGCAAUCACAGCCAAAACCCCCCACGACUCUUCCUUCUCCUUCUCCAGACGAUACUUCCACUGGAAAAGAAAAAUCGAAGAUGGCCAAGGCCGAGAAGAAGAGGAAAAAGAAGAGGAAGAAGAAGAAGAAGAAACUUCAGACUUAAAAAUGGCUGCCGCUUCGCUCAAGGCCGAUGUUAGGUCUGAAUGCGGUCCGAUCGUAACGAGUGGUAUCAGAACCAGGAAACAGCAGCUCGGAAAGUUCAGAUCUGCGGCUCUGGCUCUGUUUCGGAGGAGGCCGAAACCUGGGCUCGGCAGCCGAGUAGUGGGGACCCUGUUUGGCUACAGGCGCGGCCACGUCCAUUUCGCGUUCCAGGAAGAACCCAGCUCCAACCCGGCCUUUCUCGUCGAGCUUUCCUCGCCGACGAGCUCGCUGGUGCGGGAGAUGGCGUCGGGGCUGGUCCGAAUCGCCCUCGAAUGCGACAAGAAAACGGAGAGUUCGAAUUCCAAGAAGGGGGUGAAGCUGCUGGAGGAGGCCGUUUGGAGGGCGUACUGUAACGGUAAGAAAUGCGGGUUUGCGGCGAGGAGAGAGUGCGGCCCCGCGGAGUGGAAGGUGUUGAGGGCAGUGGGGCCGGUUUCGAUGGGCGCCGGCGUGGUUCCCCCGUCUGCGGACGGCGGCGGAGGAGGAGGAGGAGAAGGGGAGGUGAUGUACAUGAGGGCAAAGUUUGAGAGAGUGGUGGGGAACAGAGACUCGGAAGCUUUCUACAUGAUGAACCCAGACGGCCAUGGCGGCCCUGAACUUAGCAUUUACUUGCUCAGGGUUUAGAAAUAAGGGAAUUGGAACCACCCCAUCUUUCCUCGCCUUCAAUCAAAUGUCGAUGAUGCUUAGCUUUAGUUCUCGACCAAUCCGAUAAUGGCGGAUUGGUUCUCUCUUUUCAUCUUUUGGGUUUAAUUUCUGUUUUUGGAGAUGGGAUUGGGGAAAUGUAGUGGGUUGUUUUAGCUCUUGUGCUGUACUUUGAAGGGAAAUGCAUAGUUCUUGUAUAUUUCAAAUCUUAAUUUAUGCCCA
Molecule: messenger RNA, 1428 nt
Organism: Diospyros lotus (date-plum)
Lineage: Eukaryota; Viridiplantae; Streptophyta; Magnoliopsida; Ericales; Ebenaceae
Product: protein MIZU-KUSSEI 1
Exons: 2
Coding region: 379-1188 (269 amino acids)
Biological process (GO): hydrotropism
Source: RefSeq, a predicted model, not a curated record